GACAUGAAUAAAAUUUGGAAAAUAAAUUUAAUUUAAAUUGUUUUUCUUUUGUUUUUCCCAUACAAUAUUCAAGUAACUACAGCCGACUGAUCAAAAAGCAGGAAAAUGACGAGGAAUAUUCCAUAACUUUUUUCACAUUUGUACAAAAUGUUGUCUUUUUAUGUUAAGACCUUUCCUAGGAGUUUUCCUCUGUUUAACAAAAACAACUCAGGGAAAAAGAUAAGAGUGCCCAUGUGUUGUUUCUGACACCUGUUUGACUCUCUGUGAGUCGAUAAUCCAAAUACAACCCCACUGUAUAAAAACAAACCUGAGCCCUAACGUAGGCUUUUGACUGGACACAAUCAUGAGGAGGUUUGUUUUGCUCUUAUUCGUAGCAGCUUCUGCGUAUAGCUGUGGCGUUCCCACGGUACCCCCAGUGGUCAACAGAGUAGUUGCAGGUGAGGACGUUAAACCUCACAGUUGGCCCUGGCAGGUCUCACUGCAAUACGCCAGCAGUGGGCGCUGGAGGCACGUGUGUGGAGGAACACUCGUCUCCUCUAACUGGGUCCUGACCGCUGCUCAUUGUAUCAAUGAGCGCUACACCUACAGAGUGGAGUUGGGUAAACACAGUCUGAAGGCCAGUGAGGACGGUUCAGUUUCUCUCACGGCAGCAGAGAUCAUCACACAUGAGGACUACAACAUCUUUCUCAGCCGAAAUGACAUUGCCCUCAUCAAGUUAUCGUCCCCUGUCACCUUAUCGGACACCAUCUCACCUGCCUGUCUUCCAGAGGAGGAUGUCACUCUGGCCCAUGGUUCUCCCUGCUACGUCACUGGCUGGGGUCGACUCUACACUGACGGCCCUCUGGCUGACGUCCUGCAGCAGGGUCUUUUGCCAGUUGUUGGCCACGAUAUCUGCUCUCAGGACGACUGGUGGAGUGUCCUGGCAACGGACAAGAUGGUCUGUGCUGGUGGAGGUGGUAUCACAGCAGGUUGUAAUGGGGACUCUGGUGGACCUCUAAAUUGCCAGAACACAGAUGGAUCCUGGGACGUCCAUGGCGUUGUGAGCUUUGGCUCUGGUCAAGGUUGUAACGUUGUCCAGAAACCCACAGUCUUCACUAAAGUCAGCUCCUACAUCAGCUGGAUCAACACAGUCAUGACCAACUACUGAAAAAGAAUACUACCAGAGAACGACAGUGUUUUUUUCUCAAUUAUUCUUUGGCUGCAGUUUCUACACUUUCGAGGAUUAAAUACUUUAAAAACAGUAAAUUAGUUAUGACAUAACACAUUAUAAAAAUACACUAACCAUUCACCCAGUUAAUUAGUAAACACUCUCUUUUUAUUUAGCAUAAAAUACAUAUUGUAUAAAACAGAUUUUCACCCUUUGGAAAAACGAAUAUCAAUGUUCUGUUAGAAAAGUACAGCUUCACAGUACAUGUAAAAUAAUAGUUUAAAAAAAGGUUUGUGUUCAGACUUUGACACCACGAAUGACUUGAUGUCCAAUACUAAAACAAUGUCACUGAUCAGACCCUAUUUGAAUUUAUGGCUAGGCAACUGUUUUAAAUGUCACAUUGACUAAACAAUUUCCUGAAACUGAGCCAUGAUGUCACUUAUGGAAAAUGUUCUCCAAACAAAUAGGAAACAGUUUAAGUCAAAUUGAAAUGUUUACAUACAAAUAAUAAAUAAAGCUUUGCAGAGAAGCCAAUCCAGCAGAAGAGGAAAUACGAAGUAGACUGUCAAUAAAAAAUACUAAAACAUGACAGGAUUUAUAUAAAAAAGAAAUGUGCUGGAAUGUGAUGAGCAUGUGAGUGAGUAAUAGCUGCAGUUACUAAGGAACAGCUGCAAAGUCAAUGAAUCCCUCUGUUGGUCAUUUGGAUUAAGGGCCAGGGCAGGGAGAAGAGAGAGGAGCAGAGGCAACAGUAGUGCUUUCACAGCUCCACAGUGUUCACCAUGGCUACAGCCAAGAGACUUUCAACUAUCCACAAUGACUCUUCCUUCAUGUUCUUCUGUUUCUUUAUUCACUGUUCACCAAAACUAAAAUAACCUGCUGUGGAGGAGCAAGUCGGUACAGUCCAGAGAAGUGCUUCAGGCAGGUGCAACAGUGCAGCACUGGACGCAUUUAGCUGCACGCUAAUGGGCACAAAUGGAGUGCGGCAACACUGUGCAGCAGAGUAGUUAUUAAGCAUUACCAUAUUGAAAGAACAAAAAAGACUUUGAGCUUCCUGGAAAACUGUCAAAUGAGUACAUUUAACAAUGGGCUUUUCAGAUACCUAGAAAUAUGCCUCCUGAGAAAUGCUAUUUUCAGCCUGCAGCUGUUUGUGCUUGAUUUGUUAUCUGGUUUUAUGCAAUAAUGGAGAAACAUCUAAUUAAAUGUAACUGAUAUUUAUAUAAAUGAUUGAUAAUA
Molecule: messenger RNA, 2380 nt
Organism: Cynoglossus semilaevis (tongue sole)
Lineage: Eukaryota; Metazoa; Chordata; Actinopteri; Pleuronectiformes; Cynoglossidae
Product: chymotrypsin-like elastase family member 2A
Exons: 8
Coding region: 344-1147 (267 amino acids)
Biological process (GO): proteolysis
Molecular function (GO): serine-type endopeptidase activity
Source: RefSeq, a predicted model, not a curated record